CACAAGCAGUGAGUAGACGGAGAGAGCAGAGAGCAGCUUUGCACCACUUUUACCAGGACUGUACCAUGAAAGCCUCAUUUCAGGCUCGGCAGCAGCCGCCGUGGCGCCAGCUCGCACAGUAAAGGCGAGGAUGAAAAAACGCCUUGAUCUGCAGGAAUUAGGUGAAAGUGGGGAUUUACCCGCGAGUGGAAGUGGCGGAGAAGAUACACGGAGGAGCGGGAGGAAUAACGAAACUCGGUGUUAUUUGUUUUGAUAAUGCCGAGGAGCCAGUGUCUGCUUCGGAUUUACGUCCAAAACAAGUCUGAAGCCAGAGGAUGACAGCAGCCAGUCCAGUCUGCAGCCCCGCUUGCUCCCGCUCUACCCAGUCCUCACCUGUCUGCUUCCCAGCAUGCCACCGACACCCGAGAGAAGGCGAGGGCCUCAAGACCAAACUGCACCUGCACUCUGCCCCAGGUGUGUGGCUUCUGCUGGGUGUAAUGGUUGUUCUGGUGGGGAUGAGCGUGGCAGUGGCGGGCUACGUAUCCGCAGCACCAAAGUCUGUGGACGGCAGCCGCAAAACCCCCGCUGAGAGGAUGAAACUGACCGGGCCCGUGAUCAUGGGAGUGGGUCUGUUCAUCUUCAUCUGCGCCGCCACGCUGCUGUACGAGAACCGGGACCGCGACGUCCUCAGACGUGAGACACCCGAUGACCUCGAGGAUCUGAAGGGAGGGAACGGCUGGGAGGAUUUGCAGGAGCAGCCCAGCUUCGGCUGCCAUGAGCAGUGGGAGUGUAAAGAUGGAGAGCAGGGGUCCUGGGCCACUCCAGACCACACACUCCCCCUCUCAAACCAGAACCCGGGCCCUCCUCUUCCUUCUUCUCUGCCUAGCACCAACAGAAACAACAUCAGCAGCAGACCACCACUGCUGCCUCCUCCAGAUGCAGGAGGCGGAGAUGAGGAGAAGGUGGACAGAAAGGAGGAGGAGAAGCGGGGCAAGUUAACCGCGCCGGCCUAAGUCCUGCAUCACAGGGAGCCGACUCCUCAACCUCCUUCCCCCUGCUUGUCCAUCUCUCACUCCUCCGUCUACUCAGACCCCUGCAGCUCUAGUGAGAUCCACUUCAACACUCGGACAGACUCUUCUCUGCGGCCUCGACACUGAACCUCCUACUGGUUCAACUUCUGCUGUCUCAUAAAAUAUGCAUGAUGAGAUGCAUUUUAAAGUUUCACGUGCAGAAACACAGUAAAGACAAGACUAUGCAUUCCUCAAUACACAGAUUAAAUGUUUGUCAGUAUGUUUUAGUGCCUCCGAGUGGAGCAGAGGCUCUGAGUCACUGUCUAUGAAGGAUGUUUUUGUCCUACAUCGUUCUCUGACUCACCCACAUUUGAAAGGUUGGCUCUAUGCUGUUUGAUGUCAACUCACCAUGUUGUUGUCUUUGAACUCACCCAUGCCCAAAAGUCCUUAAACCCACCACUUGUUUGACCAUAUUUGGACAUGAGGAGGAUUGCUGAAAAGUUAUUUGGGUGCCAUACUCGGUCUUGGCUUUCUCUAUCUCACACAAACACACACACGCACGCACGCACGCACACUAGCACGCACGGACGCGUGCACACACACACACACACACACACACACACACACACACACACACACACACACACACACACACACAUCCCUGCAGAGUCAACAUUUCCUUGCUGGAGAGGUUCAGUUAAGAGGAUGAGCCAGAUUAGGUCUCAAAUGAGUCUUUAUCUAAUCUCACACAUACUGUAAUCUACUCUUUGUCUGAGGAAAUUGUGUCUCGGUAUAAACAGGAGAAGCACGAGGCCACACUCCGCUCACUGGACACCUACAGCCAAGCUAUAAAUACCAGCCGGUGCUUUGUACACAUGCAAUUGUGGGACUCGAGUUCUAAAUUUUUUUUAUUGUAAUUCAACUUUUUGAAAUUAUUAUUUACAGCAUCAGCUGCUCUCCUUUCUCGAGGGUGGUGAGGUGAGAUUUUAAAGAAUUUGGAUAGACUUAAAAAAAAGAAAGAAGCCCAAUCUGGUGAGGCUGGUAUGAGUUAUUCCUGAUUCAUCUGAACUGAGAAAAGUGGUCCUGUGAGUCAAGUAACCGAAGCCUCAUUCUCCCACCAUCCCGACCUUUCAUCUCCUCUCUCUUUAUCAUCUGAUUCCUACGCUUUAUUCAAAUCCUCCAUCCUCCGUUUCAAUCCUUGGCGUCUGCAAAACAGCAAAAUAAAGAAAAUAGGGCAACACAAUGCAGAGAAAAUGUUAGCAGUCGGAGAGGUAGGGGGUAGGUUUUUAAUUAUUGCCAAAAUUUUCUCCCGCAGCCUCUAAUCACACCGGGGAUCAGUCUGAAGGUUUUCGUAGGUGCUUAAGGACUGUAGAUUAUUUCCUUGUUGUUUGGGCCCAUGCUGGAGUCCUGCCAUCCAAAUGAAGCCUGAGAUUUUAAGUAAUUUGCAGCCACACAUUUCACUCACUAAAAACAGCACACUUCUCUUUCUCUCACACAAGCUCAGCCGAGGGUUUUGUGUAGGUACAGUAUGCUGUUUUAAGAUGUAUAUUUCAGUAGUGGGGAUGAGUUGGGAAGAUGCGACUGAAUCUUGACUGGCUCUUGCAACGAGCUGCAAGCAGCCUCCUUCGCACUUGCGGCUCAGAAAAGCAGCUCCCUCCUCAUCCCUCACACAUACACCAGUCCUUCUCAGUGUCAGAUGCUGUGAUGUGUUUACGUUUAGAAGGAAAAUGCUGGAUUGUAGAGCUGCAACUAAUUAUUACUUUCAUUACUGAUUAAUCUGCUGAUUAUAUUCCUUAUUAUUGUCAAUUUUUUUUUCGUCUACACCAGC
This is a messenger RNA of Xiphias gladius (swordfish), 2817 nucleotides long. Its product is annotated as transmembrane protein 200B. The record is from RefSeq and is a predicted model, not a curated record. Lineage: Eukaryota; Metazoa; Chordata; Actinopteri; Istiophoriformes; Xiphiidae. Bases 315 to 992 code for a protein of 225 amino acids. The transcript is spliced from 2 exons.